AUGAGUCCGAUAAACAGUCUCUGGUUCAAAUGGAAGAGCCUUAAGCUUCCCUGGCGAAGGAUGUUCCUCGUCGGGAACGACCUCGCAGGCAACACCUACUGGGAGUUCAAGGACUCUCUUAAGCCCGGUCGGUUUCGGCGCAUUGUGAAGGCAAGCCCUAAAAUACACUACGCCGACGUCAAGGUCCCGCCGCAAUGGCAUCAGUGGCUUCGAUACGUCCGACCCGAGCCGCCUAGCAUUGAAGAACAACAGAAUGAACUCCUACGGCAGCAGAGAAUCAAGUACCUAGCUCAACAGGCGGACGAGCGGUGGGCAAGCAAGCCGUCCUUCCUUGAUAAACCUGCACAACAGGGUGCUCCAGCUCUCCAGUCACACGAGCCAUCCUACCACACUACGAGAAAGGCCCUGGGCGCCGGCAAGACAGAAGCGCCGCAGGGUCAACAGCCGUCUGAGGCAAAGGAAGGCAAGAAGAUGAAAAACCCAUGGGACAGAGCUGCAGGCGGACCCAGCGAGAACUGGCAGCCUGAGUCAUGGAAUCCCAGCGUCUCUAAGAGAUGA
Molecule: messenger RNA, 558 nt
Organism: Nannizzia gypsea CBS 118893
Lineage: Eukaryota; Fungi; Ascomycota; Eurotiomycetes; Onygenales; Arthrodermataceae
Exons: 3
Coding region: 1-558 (185 amino acids)
Biological process (GO): mitochondrial respiratory chain complex I assembly
Cellular component (GO): membrane
Source: RefSeq, a predicted model, not a curated record